Messenger RNA from Amoebophrya sp. A120, 397 nucleotides. NCBI's taxonomy places the organism in Eukaryota, Dinophyceae, Syndiniales, Amoebophryaceae. The record is from the annotation of a GenBank genome assembly.
CAGACAAUCAGCGGCUGCCGACUUGUUCGACUAUACAGGAUCCAGCGAAAGAUCAAGAAAAGUCCACAACAACGGAAAGCAGCGGCGGCUUCUUGCUGGAAUUUUCGGCACGACCCUCUGUUACAGAUCCUUUGCAAACAAAGACAAAGAAAAGUCUGACCGCACGGUAUAUUUCCAGGGGACGACUCGAAAAAAACGUCACUAGCUCUCAGUUGAGCAAUGAAUUGUCUACAGGAUGCUGCGGUCGCAAGUAUCAUGCCAUUCACAGAAAGGGUCACAGUACGGCUUUGAUAUUGAUUACUACGCGCACUCAAUUAGAUAGUGUACAACCGAAGGAAGACUUUGCAUUUUUUUUUUGAGACCGGCACGCUCUGAGGCCUAAAACGCGAAACACGAC